CACACAGAAAGGAUUGGUGUUCAUCAUGGGUGCAUCUGUAUCCAGUCUUGCCCCCACUAUUCUAGCAGAGUCUGCAAUGUCAGUGCCUCAUUUUGGUGGGGCGUCCCCACCCCCUGGGUGUCCCAUGCAUCAAGAGCCACCUAAAAGCUCUCCGCCUCCUGAUUGCCCGAUGCAUCAGGCUCCGACGCCACCGGCUGGCCCAGCGCAUCAGGAGAGAGCUUAUGAGUUUGUCGAAUGUCCCAUGAGAGCUUCUGAAUUACUGUUCGUUUCAAACACACAUUUGUCUCUGGGCAGCGAGUGUCCAUGUGGUCCAUCUCUGAGGAGAUUCGGGGGAAAAGCCAAAGAGUUCUCACCCAGAGCAAGAAUACGUCAUUGGAUGGGAUAUGAAUUGCCUUUCGACCGACAUGAUUGGAUCGUAGAUCGGUGCGGAAAGGAAGUCCGAUAUGUCAUUGACUACUACGAUGGGGAUAUUAAUAAAGACACCUACCAGUUUUCCAUCCUGGACGUGCGUCCAGCCAUCGACUCUCUAGAGCAGGGUUCCUCAAAUCUUGCCCUGGAGGGCCAA
Sinocyclocheilus grahami is the source of this 565-nucleotide messenger RNA. RefSeq names its product cytochrome c-type heme lyase-like. Gene Ontology annotation, molecular function: holocytochrome-c synthase activity. The transcript has 5 exons. Lineage: Eukaryota; Metazoa; Chordata; Actinopteri; Cypriniformes; Cyprinidae. The annotation marks the transcript as partial. Gene Ontology annotation, biological process: cytochrome c-heme linkage. Gene Ontology annotation, cellular component: mitochondrion. The record is from RefSeq and is a predicted model, not a curated record.